Messenger RNA from Stomoxys calcitrans (stable fly), 3244 nucleotides. RefSeq names its product protein flightless-1-like. Gene Ontology annotation, biological process: myofibril assembly; barbed-end actin filament capping; actin filament severing. Lineage: Eukaryota; Metazoa; Arthropoda; Insecta; Diptera; Muscidae. Gene Ontology annotation, molecular function: actin filament binding; phosphatidylinositol-4,5-bisphosphate binding. The record is from RefSeq and is a predicted model, not a curated record. The annotation marks the transcript as partial. The transcript is spliced from 4 exons. Gene Ontology annotation, cellular component: cytoplasm; actin cytoskeleton; nucleus.
AGACGAAUCGAUUAGUCUAAAUAUUUUAUUAUAGUGAAAAUAUGGCUAAUACUGGAGUACUGCCUUUUAUUCGGGGAGUUGAUUUUACAAAGAAUGACUUCAGUGAUAAUAAUUUUCCAUCUGCGGUGAAAUUGAUGACGCGGGUGCAAUGGCUGAAUUUGGAUGCAACGCAAUUGAAAUAUAUUCCCGAGGAGAUGGGAAAUUUGCUUAAGCUGGAGCACCUGAGCCUUAAGAAUAACCAGCUGGAGAAACUCUUUGGUGAACUGACGGAAUUGACAUGCCUUCGAUCUCUGAACUUGAGAAGAAAUUGUAUAAAAAGUAGCGGGGUGCCCCCUGAGUUAUUUCACCUCGAAGAGUUGACCACAUUAGAUUUGUCGCACAACAAAUUGAAGGAAGUUCCAGAAGGCUUGGAGAAAGCGAAAAGCCUUCUGGUAUUGAAUUUGAGCCACAAUAAUAUUGAAGCCAUUCCGACGGCAUUGUUUAUACACCUCACAGAUCUACUAUUUUUGGACUUGUCGCACAACAAAUUAGAAACAUUACCUCCACAAACUAGAAGGCUUGCAAAUUUGCAAACAUUGAUUUUGGCCGAUAACCCUUUGGAGCUAUUUCAAUUAAGGCAACUUCCAUCACUCCAAAAUCUCGAGGUGCUUAAUAUGCGAAAUACACAACGCACACUUUUAAAUUUUCCUACAACACUGGACACAUUAUCCAACUUGUCGGAGCUUGAUUUGUCGCAAAAUAACCUUUCCAAAAUUCCAGAAUGUGUUUACAAUUUGCCCAAUUUGAAAAGACUGAAUUUGAGCGAGAACACUAUUACAGAACUCAGCUCCAGUGUCGAGAAUUGGCAGCGAUUGGAAGUGCUUAACUUAUCGCGCAAUGAGUUGACAAGUCUGCCUGCUUCGUUAUGCAAGCUGGCUCAAUUGCGUCGAUUGUAUCUCAAUGACAAUCGCCUGGAUUUUGAGGGAAUCCCAUCAGGAAUAGGAAAGCUUUGCAGUUUGGAGAUAUUCUCUGCUUCCAACAAUUUGCUGGAAAUGGUGCCCGAAGGACUUUGCCGAUGUGGAUCCUUGAAACGAUUAAAUCUAUCGUCGAAUCGUCUAAUUACGUUACCCGAUGCCAUACAUCUCUUGGAUGGUCUGGACCAGCUAGAUUUGCGUAAUAAUCCCGAUUUGAUAAUGCCCCCAAAGCCGACAGAAGCUACUAAAGGUUCGGGUGUGGAAUUUUACAAUAUAGAUUUCUCUCUGCAGACCCAACUGCGCUUAGCAGGUGCGGCAGUCCCACCAUCAGUUCCUGUGACUUCCACUCCAAAAGAUUCUACAGCUCGUAAAAUUCGGCUACGUCGUGGUCCCCGCAACGACUCAGCUCAAGAUUCCGCAAAAAUACUUAAGGGAAUGAAAGACGUAGCAAAGGAUAAGGACGAAGCAGAGGCAAAUCAAUCUUGGUGCAACGACUCUGAUGAAACGCGCCCCGAAUCCUUAAAGCCUAAACGAUGGGAUGAGUCGCUGGAAAAACCACAAUUGGAUUAUUCAAAAUUUUUUGAAAAAGAGGAUGGACAGUGCCCCGGUUUAACAAUUUGGGAAAUUGAAAAUUUUCUUCCCAAUAAAAUUGAAGAAGUUGCUCACGGAAAAUUUUACGAAGGUGAUUGCUACAUCGUUCUUAAAUCAAGCUACGAUGACCUGGGACAAUUGAAUUGGGAAAUUUACUUCUGGAUUGGUAAUGAAGCAACGCUCGAUAAAAGGGCGUGUGCAGCUAUUCAUGCAGUUAAUCUAAGAAACUUUUUGGGAGCCCGCUGCCGAACCAUCCGCGAGGAACAAAAUGACGAGUCUGAAGAGUUUCUGGCACUUUUCGACACAGAGGUUACAUAUAUUGAGGGUGGUCGAACCGCCACUGGCUUUUACACUGUCGAAGAUAUGUUGUAUACCAUACGUUUGUAUCGUGUACACGGUUCUGGUGCUUCGGUUCAUAUGGAACCAGUUGCUGUGAGCUUCGCUUCUCUUGAUCCCAGAUAUUCCUUUAUGCUAGACUGUGGCAUCAAAAUGUACAUUUGGUUGGGAAGGUGUUCCAAAAACACACUUAACUCGAAGACACGCUUAAUGGCAGAAAAAAUCAAUAAAACUGAACGAAAGAACAAAUGUGAAAUAAUUGUGGAAAUGCAAGGAAAUGAAAGUGAAGAAUUUUGGCGUUAUCUUAAUGCUGACCCCGAAGAAGCGUCCCAACAGAAAAUACCGCAACACGUUGAAGAGAAUUUUGUGCCAUCGAUUCCUCGCCUUUACCAAGUUCAGUUGGGUAUGGGCUAUUUGGAAUUGCCUCAAGUAGAAAUACCAGAUCACAAAUUAGUCAGUUCUUUGCUGGUCAGUAAAAACGUGUACAUUCUAGACUGCUUCACCGAUUUGUUCGUAUGGUUUGGGAAAAAAUCCACGCGUUUGGUUAGAGCAGCUGCUAUAAAACUAUCCCGAGAGUUAUUUAAUAUGAUUUCGAGGCCUGUAUACGCCCUCGUUACGCGUUUGCAAGAAGGGGCAGAAACACAAAUGUUCAAAUCGAAAUUCAUUGGUUGGGACGAGGUAAUGGCCGUUGAUUUUACACGAACUGCAAAUUCUGUAGCAAAGACAGGAGCGGAUUUAACAAAGUGGGCAAAACAGCAGGAGACGCGUGCAGAUCUGGCUGCACUGUUCAUGCCUCGCCAAAAUCCGAUGCCACUGAAAGAAGCAGAACAGUUGGAGGAAGAUUGGAAUUAUGACCUCGAAGCUAUGGAAGCUUUUGUUUUGGAAGGCAAAAAGUUUGUACGGCUACCCGAGGAAGAACUGGGUCAUUUCCAUACAGCAGAAUGUUACGUAUUUCUCUGUCGCUAUUGCAUACCAGCAGAUGAUGAUGAAGAGGGUGCUGAACCGGAUGAUAGCAAACCGCCGCCCGACGAUGAAAUACAAUGCAUUGUAUACUUCUGGCAAGGUCGCAAUGCAGGAAACAUGGGAUGGCUUACAUUCACAUUCACUUUACAAAAAAAAUUCAAAACAAUGUUUGGCGAAGAACUUGAAGUGGUGCGAAUACAUCAACAGCAAGAGAAUCUAAAAUUUUUGGCACACUUCAAACGUAAAUUCAUAAUUCAUACAGGAAAGCGCAAGGACAAAAUAAGGAGUCCCGAAACCAAGCAUAUCGUUGAGUUUUUCCAUUUACGUUCCAAUGGCGGAGCACUCACAACUCGUCUUAUACAAAUUCAACCAGAUGCGAUACACUUAAAUUCUGCAUUUUG